AUGAUGACACAAAUUAUACCCGUUAAUGAAAGCAGGAUUUGUAAUUUCACUAAAAUUACAGAAAAUUGUCAAUUAUUUCGCUAUAUUAACGGAUAUGACAAUAAAGCUAUUACAAAACUGGAAGAAGAUUUCCCUUUAGCUUUUGGGAUUCGUCUAUAUAAUUCUCCGGAACAAGUAGAACAAAUUUUAAGAAUUAUUUAUCGUCCACAUAAUUUUUAUUGUAUACAUGUUGAUACUGGCAGUGAUAUUCACAUAUUUAAUUCUUUAAAAGCAGUCGCCCGAUGCUUUGAGAAUGUGGUGGUUUUAUCAAAAAUACGAACAUUGUAUUCAUCUAUUAGACUUGUAGAAGCUGAUUUAUUGUGUAUGAAAGAAGCGUUAAAAUCGACAAUUCAAUGGAAAUAUUUUCUCAACAUGGCUGGGGAAGAAGUGCCGCUUAAAACUAAUCUUAAAAUGGUUCAAAUUUGCCGGCUGCUUCAAGGAAGAAAUGAAAUUGAAUCGGAACCUGCGCCCCCUUUCGCCAUACGCCGAAUGAAGUGGGUGUAUAAUUUAACUGAAUUCGAAAUGAUCAAAACAAAGGUUUUAAAAAUGCCAUUUACAUUGAAUGUUCGAUUAAGGAAAGGGUGUGCUUAUGGGACAUUUGCUAGAAAAUUUGUUCACUUUGUUUUCAAGAACGACAUAGCAAAUGAUUUAUUCGAGUUUUUAAAAGAUACAUACGCUCCUGAAGAGGUGUUUUUUAAUACGCUAAACUCGGUUGAUGGUGCGCCGGGUGGCUACAAUGUUACCAUUACGAAUGCCAACAGAGAUUUCCUAUCUCGCUCAAUUAAGUGGCAGUGGGACCGGCAUUUUAAGUGUCCUGGAAAAUUCCGCAGAAAUAUCUGUGUAUUUAACAAUAAGGCACUGCCGUGGCUGGUGAAACAACCCGAAAUGAUCGUCAAUAAAAUGGAUGGGGAUUAUGAUCAAGUGGUUAUAGACUGUAUGGAAGAAUAUCUACAUAACAAAACAUUGCAAGCUGGUGUUAAUGGUUUCAAUAAGACGCGUUAUUUACAAUAUCCACAUAUCAAAGACUUGCAUAAGAAGAAUAAGAAGAACUUAUGGGACAAGAUCUAGUUCAUAAAUAUGCCCGACUCCUUCCUUAAAAAAAUGUGUCAUUAUUUUCCAUAAAGCAUAUUCAAGAACAAAAAACACUCACAUAAAGAAUAUCUUUGUCCAUGCCUGAAUGAAAAUGUUUAGAACGGCCUAUUGUGAAGUCAAUAGAAACUAGUUCAAAAAUUAUUCAUCCAUUAAAAAUCGCAUUGUGGUUGUCAAUAGUUAACUGUCCCUGCUGUUGGUCCACAGCGUUCUAUCCUCGGUUGUUGUGUUGUUCUUAGUGUUUAAGGUGAUAUCGCAGACAAGUUGUCUUUUUUAUUUUCAUUAUCUUCGCACGU
Molecule: messenger RNA, 1424 nt
Organism: Patella vulgata (common limpet)
Lineage: Eukaryota; Metazoa; Mollusca; Gastropoda; Patellidae
Product: beta-1,3-galactosyl-O-glycosyl-glycoprotein beta-1,6-N-acetylglucosaminyltransferase 3-like
Exons: 1
Coding region: 1-1107 (368 amino acids)
Cellular component (GO): membrane
Molecular function (GO): acetylglucosaminyltransferase activity
Source: RefSeq, a predicted model, not a curated record